AAUUUGUGGGGCAGUGUUAUGAUACAUUUGGAUACGCUCUCAUACCAUCGACAUCAUGGGAUCCACUAGUGCAGUACUAACCAGCCUAGCCCUUCUGCUAGCUUCAGUCUCCGCCCUUCCACAGUUCCCCCAGCCCACCCUGAGGCCCUUCGUACCCCGCUACACCGGAUCACCCUUCGGCAGUCCGACACCGUUCGGAAGUCCGACUCCCUCGCCUUUCGGUAGUCCGUCUCCCUCACCGUUCGGUAGUCCGACCCCUGUGCCCUUCGUCAGUAGCCCGGCACCCCCUGCCUACGUCUCAUCACCUGCGCCUCCUAUCUACAAGCCGAUCGGUGGUCCCCUCAUCAAAGAAGGCCCUGGAUACAACUAUGCUAUCUUGAAACAGGCGCAAGAAGUUAAUUUCGACGGAACUUUCAAUUAUGAAUACGAAACCGAGAACGGUAUCCGGUCUAUCGCAUCGGGCGGUCUGAAGAAUCCCGGUACACCGGACGAGGCUCAGGUCAUCCAGGGCUCCUACUCGUACACGGCGCCCGACGGGACACCCAUCCAGGUCACGUACUACGCUGACGAAACAGGCUUCCACGCCGAGGGCGCACAUCUGCCAGUUCCGCCUCCCAUUCCCGAGGCAAUUGCUAGGAGCCUAGAGUACCUCAGAUCGCUUCCUCCCUCCAGUGAUGACGAGAUCAAGAAGAAGAAGUAGUAGUUGAUUGAAUUGAUAUGGAGACUAUCGAUACAUUUGAAACAUAUCGAAGCAUAGUAUAAUCGAUAUGAAGGAUUAUCAACAUCGAAAAAUGAUCAAUAUGAACUGACUGUCUCUCUAGACUCAACAGGACGAUAUGUGCAAUUUACGUUAAAACACUAAUCCAUGAUUACAAGUUAGUAGGCAUGGUCACUUUUGAUAUAUCGUGUCUUAAUCCAGGUUAAAACGAACGUUAGAUUUUAACAGAGAUAGAUAAACUAUUGUUUCAAACCCCGAAUCAAACAAGUUAUAAUGAAUGUCUACAUAAUUAUGUCUUCUGUAUGUAUAUGAUAAACUAUUGUUUCAAACCCAAAUUUUAAUAAAUGUCUACCUGUAGACAUUAAUCGAGGUUGAGUGGUAGAGAGGACUUAAAAGUCCUAACUCUGUCUUAUAGAGAUUUUUUCAUUUUCAUUUUUAUCAAUACCUGUUCCGCCUUCAAAAAUUCUCCCACCUUUUUCUUGGACUGCCAAUACUUCUCUUCCCUUCUGGCUUGUAAGCAAUGACAGCUUUGGGGAUUCUUCCGUUUUCCAUUCUCUCAACAUGCUCUCUCCAUUGUUGUCGAUUCUCGUCAACUCGUCGUGGUAUACAGAACACAUUAGGCUCUCUAAAGAUAUCAAUAUUAUAAAGCCUGUCUCCCCUAGAAUGUGACCAUGCGUACAUGUAAUAGUAAAUUAGCGUUAAACGUAGAUGGUUCGUAUGGCCCUCAAUUCACUGGACUUUCAGGGAUGUUCGCACACGGAUAAUUUCAACUGGAUCUGAACAGCUAAUGAAUUCCAACAAAUCCAUACAUUUUGAGUUGGAGAUGUAAUGAUCUAAUGUUCAGAUCUAGUUUGAACUAUCACUGUGCGAACGGUCUACUUGGACUAACAUUGUGAAGAAACCAAUUUGUACCUCUUGAUGUUAUUAUUUAAGUGCUGUUUGUGCUGUUGUAAUAAAGCUUUAUGUAUUUUCUAAAAA
Messenger RNA from Nilaparvata lugens (brown planthopper), 1696 nucleotides. Its product is annotated as larval cuticle protein LCP-17. NCBI's taxonomy places the organism in Eukaryota, Metazoa, Arthropoda, Insecta, Hemiptera, Delphacidae. Gene Ontology annotation, molecular function: structural constituent of chitin-based larval cuticle. Gene Ontology annotation, cellular component: chitin-based extracellular matrix. The transcript has 3 exons. The record is from RefSeq and is a predicted model, not a curated record. Bases 56 to 700 code for a protein of 214 amino acids.